UGGUACAGUGGAGGAACAUUAUUACUGUAGCACUGUUUCCGUCCGGAGCAAAUUUCACGGUGCACAGCGUCGACCAAACGAUUUCCAACGACACGAAACAUCGACAACUAGCAGCCGAGGGCUUCGUUGGUAAAUACAGCAUCCCGCUUCAAACGAAACACUACGAGAUGUUCUGAACAUGUGAAAAUCUCACGAAGCAGUCAAAAGCGAAGGUCAGUAUUAAUGUUGCUCAGUGUGUAUCAGUCAGACAAAUAAUCUAGGAAGUCUUCCACAAAGCUGACAUGGCCUCCAGCGACAGUAUGGACAUGGAUCCAGAUGUUGCUCGGAGGCUGUUUGAGGAGGGAGCCACCCUGGUGCUAAUGGGGGUUCCUCAGGGUACCGAGCUAGGGAUUGACUGCAAGAGUUGGAUGGUCGGCCCCCGCUUCAAGGGUGUGAAGAUGAUCCCCCCAGGUCUGCACUUCCUCCACUACUGCUCUGUGAACUCGCCAGGCUGUGGAGGAGAAAUUGGCCCAAAGACAGGACUUUUCCUCGAUCUCAAACCCAGACAAAUCCUAUUGGCUAGUUGGGAUCCCAAAGAAGAAGAUCUGGACUUCAAAGCCUCAAAGGAUGAGGAAGAGGUGAACCGGAUCAGGGCGAACCUGCGAGACCUGGAUCCUUUCCUGGGGCCCUAUCCUUAUGAGGUGAUGAGGAAGUGGGUGUCCCUCACUGACCGUCUGAGCGAGGAGGUGGCCGUUAAUUUACAGCCUCUUUCAGGUCGAGUAUGUGCCUUUAGUGAUGUCAUUCCAGAGAUCCAAAUGAGACACACCAAAGACAGGGCAGAGCAGCCGAGGAACGACACAGCCUGUCAGAGUAUGAAAGAAGGGCUUGACCGGCUCCCACGAAUGAAGCAGAGGGAGGGGACAGAGUUACGCUUCUCUGUUAUCCCAGAGAAGACUUACCCACCGGGGGCCACACCAGCAGAAAUCACCAGGUGCAGCAUGGACCUGAGCUACGCCUUGGAGACUGUGCUUGAGAACAACCACAAACUGGAGCCCCUCAAUCUGCUGGGUGAGCUGCAGUUUGCCUUUGUGUGCUUCAUCAUCGGAAAUGUGUACGAGGGUUUUGAGCACUGGAAGCUUCUUCUGUCCCUGCUGUGUCGAUCAGAGGAGACUAUGAGGAAGCGUAAGGAUCUGUACCUGGGGCUCAUCGCAGUGCUUUACCACCAGCUCGGGGAAAUCCCUCCUGACUUCUUUGUUGACAUCGUUUCUCAGGACAACUUCCUUACCUCCACACUGCAGGACUUUUUCCAGUUUGCCAGCGGUCCUGGUGUAGAUGGAACUCUGCGUAAGAGAGCAGAGAAGUUCAAAGCUCACCUGACCAAGAAGUUUCGCUGGGACUUUGAUGCAGAUUUAGACGACUGUGCUCCUGUGGUGGUGGACCUGCCUGAAGGUGUUGCAGUGGACUGACACUUUGUGGGAACUAGAAACACUCUGGAAAAAAUAUUACACUGGAGGAGAGCAGUGAAGCCUGCUAUGUAACUCCAGGAGACUUAACAAUCUGGCUGCUGCAGUCCAACAUGUCUUCAAAUGAACACACUCUUAGUUUCAGUAACACCAGUAGCUCUCCAGAAGUGUGUUUUGGGUAUUACAUGUGGUCUUUGCAACAUCUUAUCAUAAAUUUGAACGCUUCAGAUCCGUGUUAAAGAAAGCAAAGAUGUUGUCAAUGUUGCCCCAAGUCUUCACUCACAGCAUUUCUGCUGCAUGGUAUAUGACAGCAGUGCCCUCUGGUGGUGGUUUCCUCAAAGUUGUGUUGCUUGAUUGUCACAUUUAUUGCCAAAAUUAAACAUUUUUAACCUUACUUAAGUUAGUAAACAAGUUUGAUAUAGGUGGUAUCAAAUAAAUAGAAUAAAUAAAUAGUUGAUGACAUUUAACUGUAACUGCUGCCAAAUCUUACAAUACUGCUGUGUACAUCCAAAAGAAAACAAAAGUUUAGUUGAGGCACUGUAGUUGCUCUUAUAUAUUAAAAAAAGAGAGAUUUUUUAUGUUUAGCCACUUUUGUUUUCACACUUAAGAACAUGAAAAAGCCCUGAUUUGCAAUUGUAAAUCCCCCUUCAAUAAAAAACACUUUUGAUACAA
Notolabrus celidotus (New Zealand spotty) is the source of this 2114-nucleotide messenger RNA. RefSeq names its product AAR2 splicing factor (gene aar2). The record is from RefSeq and is a predicted model, not a curated record. Bases 282 to 1445 code for a protein of 387 amino acids. Gene Ontology annotation, biological process: spliceosomal tri-snRNP complex assembly. Lineage: Eukaryota; Metazoa; Chordata; Actinopteri; Labriformes; Labridae. The transcript is spliced from 4 exons.